This is a messenger RNA of Capsella rubella, 930 nucleotides long. Its product is annotated as MATH domain and coiled-coil domain-containing protein At3g58280. Gene Ontology annotation, molecular function: protein binding. NCBI's taxonomy places the organism in Eukaryota, Viridiplantae, Streptophyta, Magnoliopsida, Brassicales, Brassicaceae. Bases 1 to 930 code for a protein of 309 amino acids. The transcript has 4 exons. The record is from RefSeq and is a predicted model, not a curated record.
AUGGCAGAUCAAGGUGGUUAUAAGAGGUUUGGUUGGGUGAUAAAAGACAUGCAAUGUGAGUGGUGUUUCUCUGUUCCAGUCUUAAUUGGUGACUCGAAAUGGCGUCUUGUUGCUCAUCCCACCGGAAUCUAUUCCGGAUACUUUUCUCUGUUUCUGGAAGUUGCUCCGGGAUUAUUGCCUCUCCGAUGGAGAAGAUACGUUGACUAUCGCUUCACUCUAGUCAAUCACCUCUCUGAGACAUAUUCCAUACAUAAAAGAGGAUGGCACUGGUUUGAUAAGGACGCUGUGAUUUGGGGAUUUAGAGACAUGAUUCCCGUAAUCAGCCUUAUUGCCCUAAAUAGUGGCUUCUUGUUAAAUGGGGAGCUUCUGAUUAUUGCUGAAGUAGAUGUUCUUGAAGUUACUGACACAUUAAGUACACCACUAUAUGUUGCAGAGAUUAGUGAUAAUAACGAACAGAGAACUCCUGAUGAUUCCUCUUCAUCUGAAGAUUUGCAGAACAAAGAUGAUGUAACUAUUGAAGUCAACGGCUUUCAGGUUCUUAGUUCGCAGGUUGAUCAGGUGAAGGCAAUCUUUGAGAAACAUCCAGAUCUCACAUGGGACUUCAGUUUAAAGAAUCAACAGAUCAAGAAUGCAUACAUGAAUGCUCUUCUUGAGCUAAUCAAGACACUGUGCAAAUCUUCUAAGGAGCUCACCGUGGAAGACCUGAAGAAAGCAGACAAUACGCUUUCUGAUCUGACAAAAGCAGGCUUGAAUUUGAAUUGGUUGCGUAAGAAGUUGGAUCAGGCUUUGGAAAAGCAGAUAGAGUACGACACACGGAUCAGAGAACUAGAGAAACAUGUCAAGAAGCGAAAGCUGGCAUUGGCAGAAGUUGAAGCCGACCUGGAGAAAGAGAAAGCUGCAGCUUCGGCUUCACUUAUGUCAUUCGAUUAA